CCUUUUAGAAGGGGCAUAGGGUUUGAUGUUUCAAUUUAAACCCUAAGAGCCUGUGGUAAUUGUGCAGUUAAUUAACUUGCGCAUGUGAUAUUUUGUGUUUGGCCACAUAUGCUCUUUCAAAAUAGAUGGAAAGUUUCAAAAUUGAUUUUUGCUAGAAUUUUGUAUAAUUACCUCAAGGGUAAUGCCCUCCAUCUUGGUUUUAAGUUUAAUUAUUUGGAAAGAGCAAGCGUAUUUUCAUAUAAAGGGAAUUUUGUAUGAAUUAUGAUUUUUAAAAAGGAGGGUAAAGGUGUUUAAAUUCAUACCAUACAUCAUGAUCGCAUGAUGGUGGAUGGUAGGCUAGGAUUAAGCCUCACUUUGUAGCCAUAGGAUGAUAACAUGAAAUGCCUAGAUUCAUAUAUCUAGGAGUAUAUAUACACUUGGUGGCUAGAAGCCUAUAAAUAUCCCCUCACUCAUUCAUUUUCUAUAUGCUUGAAGCUCACACUUUCUCUCUCUAAGUGGCACGUCCUUUCCCUCUAUUUCUCCUAAUGUGGCACUCCCAAACCAUUUUAAUCUCUUUUUCUCUCUCUUCCUCCAUGAGAUUAAAACAUGAGUGGAGUGAUCAAAUUCUAGUGAGAAAGUUCCAUUGAUGAUUAAUUCAAGCUCCAUCAAAGCCAUGGAUGAUCUAAGAACCAAGAGAUCCAUCGAAUGAUGUCUGUGAAUGUGCUCCAAAUUUGGAGCCAUCUAGCUUGAUGAAUGAUUUUCGAUGUAAUACUUAUGGGAGCAACGAGUUUCAAUUCAGGAAGGCUUUGGGAGAGCUUGAAUUUAGAAAAGCUUUUCUUAUUCUGAACUACAUUGGCAAGCAAAGGAUAGAUGAUGUCUUGUCCAUAGAGAAAAUCCGAACAUGGAAGGACUUGUCCAUGCAAUGCUUUGAAUAUGAGGUUUGGAGGACAGUUGGCGAGCGCUAUGCCUCUCAAACUGAUAGAAGGAAUCUUGAUUGGGAUUCCGGGAAAGCAGAAAACUACCAAUGUCAUGUGGAUCCAGUAGGGAAUUUCUCCUUUAAGGGCCCGUUCUUGGAAAGCACCCAAACCCACUUACGUAGAGUACUGGGGGAUGACAAAGUUCUUACAGUAAAAUUUGCAGAGGAAAUGGUUGAUGAACGCAGAGGGGAGUUCAAUUUGUCGAGAUCUAAGAACAUAUUUAGAAGGAUUGCCAAAGAUGGAAUCCUUGUUGGCUUGCGCAGAUAUCAUUUUUUUGUUUUCAAAGAUGGGGGUAAAGAAGAGAAAAGGAAAAAUGCAAAUACCACAGGUGUGAAGUGUUAUUUUGUCUGUAUGAAGUCUGAUGCUGAGUCGGACAUGCACACCCCAUAUAUUUUGUCAAAUAAGACCAUCCAAGAAGCAAGGAGCAUGUUCAUGGAUGUUCAUACUGUACCCAACUUGGCUAAAUACAUGGCUAGGUUUUCUCUUAUUUUGUCAAAGACAAUCAAACUAGAAGUUGAUCUUGGUAGUGUGAAUAUUGAGCGCAUCAAUGAUAAGCCUUGUUUGGAUAAUCAUAAUGAGAUUGUCUAUGAUCAGAAUGGUCAAUGCUUGAUACACACAGACGGAACUGGUUUCAUUUCUGAAGACUUGAUGAGCAAAUUUUCGAAGAAUAUAUUCAAGGAACGCUAUUUGAAACAAAAGAAGGUUGAGACGUGCUUAAAUGGAAUGGAACUCAAUGCGAAGUCUGUUUUGGAUGAGGAGAUUAAAUAUGUUUCUGGGGAUCUUCAUUUGCUAAUCCAAUUUCGGCUUUUUUAUGAUGGGUGUGCUGUCAAAGGAACUGUGCUUGUUAACAAAUUGCUUCCACCUAACACCAUUCAAGUGAGGCCAUCCAUGGUUAAAGUUGAGAGAGAUACUGAUUUUUCACGUCUUCCAUCUUUCAAUUCGUUUGAAAUGGUUGGAACAAGCAAUCGUCCAAGAGGAGCAGCCCUAUCGAGGUAUUUGAUUACAUUGCUCAGCCAUGGAGGUGUGCCAAAAUCGUGCUUCAUGUUUCUGAUACAGGCUGCUUUAGACGAUGUUCAGAAUGUGCGGUAUUCAAAAAAAUUGGCUUUAACAGCUGCUGUGAAAUAUCAAGAGAUAAGUGACAAUUUGUUGGUGGCGAGAAUGAUUUUUUGUGGAUUACCGCUUGAGGAACCUUACCUACAGCAUCGUUUGUCAAUUCUUAUGAAGGAGGAAAGGAAAGGCCUUAAAGAAGGAAAGGUUCUUUUACCAAACUCUUAUUAUCUGAUGGGUACUGCAGACCCCACAGGAAAGUUGAAGGGAAAUGAAGUCUGUAUCAUUUUGGAUCAUGGACAAAUUUCAGGGAAAGUUUUAGUGUACAGACAUCCUGGACUGCAUUUUGGUGAUAUCCAUGUCUUUACAGCAACUUACAUUGAGGAUUUGGUGGAGAUUGUUGGUAAUGCCAAGUUUGCAAUAUUUUUUUCUACUCAAGGUCCACGAUCUGCAGCAGACGAAAUUGCAAAUGGUGAUUUUGAUGGUGACAUGUACUGGAUAUCAACUAAUCCAGAGCUGCUACAUUAUUUCAAAGCUGGCCCGCCAUGGGAACGGUCUUCUUCCGAGAAGCCCCCUCCUCAGCGGAAACCUAUUGAAUAUUCACCAGAUGAAUUGGAAACUGAGCUUUUUGACCUAUUCUUAGAGAGUCGAUUUCAUCCAAGCAUUGCAAAGUGUGCAGCUGCUGAUAGCUGGUUGGUCUAUAUGGAUCGAUUGUUAACUUUGGGGGACGAGUGUGCAGAAGAGAAAGGUUGCUUGCACCAGAAAAUGCUCAAGUUAGCUGACUUGUACUACGAAGCAGUGGAUGCACCAAAAAGUGGAAAAAAGGUUGAAGUUCCAAAGGACUUGAAGCCUGAAAGAUACCCCCAUUUCAUGGAGAGAACUUACCAAUACACCUCUACUUCGAUUCUUGGUCAGAUUUAUGACUUAGUGGCUUCAGCACAGAUGGAUGUACCAUGUGAAGACAUUGAGCUGCUGCCAUGCUUCCUUGAAGAAGUAGAGCCGAGCGGCAUGGAAAAAUGGAAGGGGCUUUACGCUCAAUACAGAGACGAGAUGAACAAAGCUUUGUCGAGCACUGAUCAAAAGAAAUCUAAUGCGGAUGAAGUCAUCCAAAACUAUAAGAAGAUUCUAUAUGGAGCGCAAGAGUAUGAAGAGAGGACGAGGCCAAGGGAGGAGAUAUUCAGAGAGGCCUGUGAAAUAUAUGCAAUAUCAUAUUUUUAUGCGAAGGAGAAGAGUGAUAUUGCCAAGUGUGGUUUUGCUUGGAAAGUUGCAGGCUGUGCACUCUGUGAGUUACAUGCUCUCAAGCAAAAGAAGAAUAGCAUCACUUGCUUGUCAUCAGUCCUGCAGGAGCUACUCAAGUGAACUGAUAUUCUCUCUCUCUUUCUCUCUCUCUCUCUCUCUCUCUUUCUCUGUAUUUAAUAUAUCUUGUCUGUAAUCAUGUAUUUAUUAAGUAUAUGUAUAUAAUAUAUUUAUAUUUCUUGUUAUUUCUUUCUCCAUUUUACUUAGGAAAUAUGGUUUGAAGGGUAUCAUGUGUAAAGCUAACUAGUAGACUCUCUCUCUCUCUCUCUCUCUCUCUCUCUCUCUCAUUAGAUCCCUUUUGGAAGGUUAACAUUUUUAUUUCCAUUGUA
Messenger RNA from Amborella trichopoda, 3628 nucleotides. Its product is annotated as putative RNA-dependent RNA polymerase 5. Lineage: Eukaryota; Viridiplantae; Streptophyta; Magnoliopsida; Amborellales; Amborellaceae. Gene Ontology annotation, cellular component: nuclear RNA-directed RNA polymerase complex. Gene Ontology annotation, molecular function: RNA-directed RNA polymerase activity. The record is from RefSeq and is a predicted model, not a curated record. Gene Ontology annotation, biological process: siRNA processing.